UUGAAAGAAAUGUCCAAAAAUGGACGUCUGCAAUAUUUAAUCAUCCGCCUUCCUCUUUUGAUCGCCAUCAUGGGACUCUUACUUCGGUCCUCCGUCACCUCGUGUUUCCCAUGUGUCCAGGCCUACAGCAUCUUCGUUUACAUACUUGAAUUUCCCUCGGCAUCAGGCGCGAGAUAGUAUACGCACGCCUUUCAAUCAGUCCCCCGCAAGUCCUGUAACAAAGGCUAUCACAAGAAUAGCAGAACAUUCGCAGCGCAUCAACCAACAUCGUAACUUUAUCAUGUUCAGCAGCCUUUCUAGCACCUUCGCAGCAGCAGCAGCAAACGCCGGCGGGGCCAAGGGAGAUGCCAAAAAGUCCAUGUCCCCAUCACUUCGUGCAGAUAUCUAUAGUGCCGUUGAUCAGGCAAAGCCCUGGCUCAUUGGGGGUACUGUGGGUAGACAAGCCGGUGAUGGCGUCGCCUAUCAGCCUAUAAUCGCCAGAAUCCACGAGCACUUCCCUGAUAUGAAAGUGGGAUUAGAUGCAGCACGAAACAUAGAGCAUGAAGUGGCAGUUAUUGUCGCUGGCAUCACGAACAUGAUCCUCGAGAUGAGCAAGUGGGACGGAAUGGCCGGAGCUAUGGCCAUGCGCACGUGGGUUGACGCUCUCAGUGAUGCACACGGCAAGAUAAGCAGCGCGUCUACCGAAGCAAAAAGCGGUCCUCGGAAGGACCAAGUUGGACGAGGAAUCACCAGGGGCAUCAAUCAGUUGACCGACGUCACCCUGAUGACAAGAGAGUUUGCGGCGAGAAUACAAAUAAUCUCGCUGUUAAAGAGCGUAAACACGAAGAUCCAUGGCGCAGGGAGCGAUGAAGCGAGACAGGGAGAAGCGCUGUGGAGCUCAAAGUUCAUUUGAUCAAUCCUCUUAGAAUUCGCAUUUUUAGACGUUGUCGAAAUUGGCGGGUCAGGAUGCUUCGUUGUAGCUUUGUUUUCCGCCGAGCAUAUUUGCCUUGCGCCUC
This is a messenger RNA of Suillus plorans, 995 nucleotides long. RefSeq lists its product as uncharacterized. The record is from RefSeq and is a predicted model, not a curated record. Bases 281 to 892 code for a protein of 203 amino acids. The transcript is spliced from 2 exons. NCBI's taxonomy places the organism in Eukaryota, Fungi, Basidiomycota, Agaricomycetes, Boletales, Suillaceae.